CCGCCCGCGAGGCGAGGAAGGGGGCGGCCCGCGGCCGGGGCGGGGGGCGGGGGCGGCGUGCUCGGGCCGGGCGUGCCCGCGGCAGGUAGCGUCGCAUGCCGACCGAAUAAAUAAUGAAAUAAAGCAGAGGGAAUUCGGUGUGAACGGAGAGCUGCGGGGCGUCGAAAGGCAGGGAGGGGCCGGAGCGGGCCUGGGUGGGGGCCGGACGCGUGAAGCCCUUCGAAGUCCUGCCUUUCCUCUCCGGCACGGCUUCUCAUUAGCUCGGGGUGGCUCUCGACACGGGGUGGUCGGGGGGUGUUGUGAAAAUACCAGGCCCCAACCCAUUAGGAACCGUUUCUCUGAGUUUCCUGGGGAAUUUUGAGUAGUGAUGUUAUUUCUGAAAACAGGGAAUCUCAGACAUCCGUUGACAACUUUCGCAAAGUGCUUGCGUUGAAUUAUUAGCAGCAUCAGUUGGGGUACCUUUCCUGGUCCCUGUGACCGUGGUUGCUCUUUGAUUAAAAUCUUCCGACAGGGCUCUGAGGUCUAUCUUAACCGUGUGGCUGGUGAGGUUUGACGUUUAUGGAGUAUUUCGGGUUGAUGAGAGUGUGAUUCAGGAAGCAGAGACAGGGUUCAUUCAUUUCUGUAUCCCUGUCCCCUCCGCAUGGAGGAUACGUGAAGAACAGUGAUAGAUAUACAGACAGGGUGAUGUCAGAGCUCAGAGGACACUUUCUGUGCAGGCCCUCAGAUAAUUAAUUCACAUUGAAUUAGUUAUUGGAUGCCACCGUGUUGCAUAACAUACAGAUGAAGUACAGGAUGGGUUUCCUGAUCUUCCAGCUCUACAGUCUGGUUUGUCUUAUGGUGUUAGAGUCCAGCCUCCCUUAAUUCACCUACCAGAUCUUUGGCUUUGGAUCAGACUUCACAUCCUUAGAAGAUGUUUGUAAAUACCACUCCCCCCCACCCCCCAACGCGGUCACCUGCCACCCCGGAGCACCGUCUCUCUGGGAUUGUUAAUGGCCAGGCUCUUUCCGGUAGCAGCGUUCACCUGUGGGACGGGUAGAAUACGUGUCAGGUAACAGACGUUGGCAGUCCUUCCGUGUGAGAAGCACUGUGGCGGGCACUGGAUCACCCUGCACACAUUCUUGCCUUGAGUAAAUGAACUGGAACUUAUCUCUUUUACUUUAGGCUUUCAGAUAAGCUUCUGUGAAAAGGCACAAAAGUGGGAAGAAUAACGACCACUACCGCCCUGCCCUCCGCUGCACCCGAGGCUUGCGAGAUUGAACCCGGGCCACGGCAGUGAAAGCCUGCAAUCCUAACCACUAGGCCACCAGGGAACUCCCACAAUUGCUUUUUGAUACACAUCAUUCUCUUUUCCCUCAGCUUUAUGAGAUGUAAUUGACAUGUGACAUUGUAAAUGAUAGUUUGCAGUGCUGCCUGCUUUACUGCUCGAGGCAGAAGCUAACAAGGAAGUAAACGCAAAGCACUGAAGUUGAAUUUUGCAAAUCCACCUUUCAAAUCUACAGCAAGGUUUACUCUGAAUCCCAAUCCUGCAGGAGUUCAAAACCCACACAUAGAGAGACUGAGAACACACAGCAUUGAAUCGUCAGGAAAACUGAAGAUCUCCCCUGAGCAACACUGGGAUUUCACUGCAGAGGACUUGAAAGACCUUGGAGAAAUUGGACGAGGAGCUUAUGGUUCUGUCAACAAAAUGGUCCACAAACCAAGUGGGCAAAUAAUGGCAGUUAAAAGAAUUCGGUCAACAGUGGAUGAAAAGGAGCAGAAACAGCUUCUCAUGGAUUUGGAUGUAGUGAUGCGGAGCAGUGACUGCCCGUACAUUGUUCAGUUUUAUGGCGCACUCUUCAGAGAGGGUGACUGUUGGAUCUGUAUGGAACUCAUGUCUACCUCGUUUGAUAAGUUUUACAAAUAUGUAUAUAGUGUAUUAGAUGAUGUUAUUCCAGAAGAAAUUUUAGGCAAAAUCACUUUAGCAACUGUGAAAGCACUAAACCACUUAAAAGAAAACUUGAAAAUCAUUCACAGAGAUAUCAAACCUUCCAAUAUUCUUCUGGAUAGAAGUGGAAAUAUUAAACUCUGUGACUUUGGCAUCAGUGGACAGCUUGUGGACUCCAUUGCCAAGACAAGGGAUGCUGGGUGCAGGCCGUACAUGGCACCUGAAAGAAUAGACCCAAGUGCAUCACGACAAGGAUAUGAUGUCCGCUCUGAUGUCUGGAGUUUGGGGAUCACAUUGUACGAAUUGGCCACAGGCCGAUUUCCUUAUCCAAAGUGGAAUAGUGUAUUUGAUCAACUAACACAAGUCGUGAAAGGAGAUCCGCCGCAGCUGAGUAAUUCUGAGGAAAGGGAAUUUUCCCCAAGUUUCAUCAACUUUGUCAACUUGUGCCUUACGAAGGAUGAAUCCAAAAGGCCAAAGUAUAAAGAACUUCUGAAACAUCCCUUUAUUUUGAUGUAUGAAGAGCGCGCUGUCGAGGUCGCAUGCUAUGUUUGUAAAAUCCUGGAUCAGAUGCCCGCUACUCCCAGCUCUCCCAUACUCGAAACCUGGAGACGCAGCUACUGGAGUGGUGUUUUGUCAGGACGUGAUGAUGGAUGCGCUGUGUCUGAACACAGGCUCGGGCUGGAGUGAGGAGAGCGGGCACAGCCAACGAGAGACACUGCCUUCUGGAGCUGGGAGACGGAGGAGGGGUUUACUUUCUUCACCAAGUGCAAUAGAUUUACUGAUGUGACGUUCUGUUGCUUUACGGCCACCGUCGAUGUCUGGGGAGUGAUGUGCCCAGCCGGAUUCCCUGUCUGAGAUAUCAUGUUCAAUCAAAGGGACUUUAUCUUUACCAAAAAUCAUGUUGUGAUCAGAGAGGUGAGCAUUGAAAGAUGGAGACAGGACAGAAUGUGUUCUUUCCUCCUUCCCCGUCCUCUGCUCUUCACUGGGAGACUCAGGAGUCUGCCGCUUGUCAGAGAAGGUGCUGACCUGAAGCACAUUCGUGCUCAGAAUCUGGUGUGCUGCCUGCUGGAUGCUCCACCUGCCACAAACCACCUGGACUGAGAGAAGAAAACAGUGCGGAGGGCAAAGUUUACAGAGGUUUUUAACCGUAGAAUCUUAUCUGGAACAACUUGUAGCAGCUAUAUAUUUCCCCUUGGUCCCAAGCCUGAUACUUUAGCCAUCAUAACUCACUAACAGGGAGAAGUAGCUGGUAGCAAUGUGCCUUGAUUGAUUGAUACAGAUUUCUUCUAGGCAGCAAAAGACCAAAUCUCAGUUGUUUGACAUCACUGGUCCAGGUCUUCAGUUUCUGCAUCUCUUUCCUCACCUGUGUGGUCUAUUGCCGCUAUGUGACUUUUGCUUAACCCAAUAUUUUGCCUUUUUUUUCCUGUAUCAGAAACUUUUAUAAUUACCAGGGAUGUUCCUUACCAAGGACUUUUAGCCCCCAAUCUCUCACAUGCUCUAAUGUUUAAAAGGCCUAGAAGCGUGGGGCCAAGCUGAUGUGGUAGGUGAUAAAGGAGCAUCUUUUCUAGAGAGAACACUUGGCAAGAGGAGGAUGUGAAGUGGCAGCCUUGUAGGUAAGCUCGUCACCUGCGAGAAUCUCUAGCAGGUCACCACCAUCUCUUGGAAUUGGAAUUCUACAAAAACAAACAAACAACAACAGUAACAACAGAAAAACAAACCCCCCCCCCC
Molecule: messenger RNA, 3652 nt
Organism: Hippopotamus amphibius kiboko
Lineage: Eukaryota; Metazoa; Chordata; Mammalia; Artiodactyla; Hippopotamidae
Gene: MAP2K4
Product: mitogen-activated protein kinase kinase 4
Exons: 15
Coding region: 1685-2611 (308 amino acids)
Biological process (GO): protein phosphorylation; MAPK cascade
Molecular function (GO): ATP binding; JUN kinase kinase activity
Source: RefSeq, a predicted model, not a curated record